UCAUAAGUCCAAGAUUAAUCGACAUCCCGAGUUCUCCACGGGUACCCUGGUCCGUCUCCCGUACGCUCCCUCCCCGUCACCUGUCUCCGACUCGGCCUCGGCGUCCCCUCGCCUCGCCGCCUCUCUCCUCCGCAGCUCAGCCUCAUCGCCGUCCAUACUGGCACUGCCACCUCCGCCAUGGAUCCUGUCCUCUCGAUCAUGCUUUUAUCGGUUAUACUCGGAGCUGUGAUCGCCCUCGCCUUCUUCGGGAACUACUUCAGCAAGAGGAGAUCGGAAGUCGUCUCCGUCGCCAAUACGGAUCUCCAGCCCGAUCAGAAGAAGCAAUCGAGGCCGCCUCGGGGUGCCUCAAAGAAGGCUCACCCGAAAUCUCACUCCCACGCCGCAGAUAAGGAUCAGAACAAGCGACACCACCCUCUGGAUGUGAAUACUCUGAAAGGCCAUGCCGAUGCUGUCACAGGCCUAUGUUUCUCUUCUGAUGGUCGGAGUUUGGCAACAGCUUGUGCUGACAGUGUCAUCAGAGUGUUCAAGUUGGAUGAUGCUUCAAAUAAAAGCUUCAAAUUUCUGAGGAUUAAUUUGCCUGCCGGAGGUCAUCCUACAGCAGUUGCAUUUGCUGAUGAUGCAUCAUCUAUAGUUGUAGCUUCGCAGGCUUUCUCUGGUUCUUCCAUCUACAUGUACGGAGAAGAGAAACCCAAAACCACCACAGGAGAUAAGCAGCAGACCAAGCUUCCCUUGCCUGAAAUCAAAUGGGAACAUCAUAAAGUCCAUGACAAGAGAGCAAUUUUGACCCUAUCUGGGGCAACUGCAAGUUAUGGUACUGCUGAUGGGAGUACAGUCAUUGCCUCUUGCUCAGAAGGAACUGACAUAAUACUUUGGCAUGGAAAAAGUGGAAAAAUUUUGGGCAAUGUUGAUACUAAUCAAUUGAAGAACCACAUGGCUGCUGUUUCACCAAAUGGCCGUUUUAUUGCUGCUGCAGCAUUCACUGCAGAUGUCAAGGUUUGGGAGAUUGUAUAUUCAAAAGAUGGUUCCGUUAAGGAAGUGUCAAGAGUUAUGCAGCUUAAGGGGCAUAAGAGUGCUGUAACUUGGUUAUGCUUCUCACCAAACUCAGAGCAAAUAAUUACAGCAUCAAAGGAUGGCGCUAUAAGGAUUUGGAAUAUCAAUGUUCGUUAUCACCUUGAUGAAGAUCCUAAGACAUUGAAGGUUUUCCCAAUUCCUCUUCAUGAUUCUGCUGGCACAACUGUGCACUAUGAUUGUCUGAGCCUAUCUCCUGAUGGAAGGAUACUGGCAGCAACCCAUGGUUCCACUUUGCAGUGGCUGUGUGUUGAAACUGGAAAGGUUUUGGACACAGCUGACAAAGCUCAUGAUGGUGAUAUCACAUGCAUAGCAUGGGCACCAAAGAACAUUCCAAUGGGCAAAGAGCAAGUCCUUGUCUUGGCCACUGCCAGCAACGACAAGAAAGUGAAGUUGUGGGCAGCUCCAUCCCUCCACACCCCAUAAAUGAAUCGAUGGGAUGGACUGCUACCAAGAAUAGGCAUGAAAGUGCUCGUGAUGAGAAGAAUAGGUUGGUUGCUUUUGCAUCUGACGUAACAGUUUUUGGCUCCAUCCUGACAAGGGUUUGCAACUUUAGGUAGUUCAUCAUGUGGCAGUACUCUUUGAAAAGAUCCGGAGCUUGCUGGAGAGCUAUACUGGAAAAAACCCUAUUUGCAUGUUGGUCUUAUUUUCUGGGGAGUUUUUUGUUCAAGAGUAGUCUGUGAGAGUAGCUUCACACCUGCUGAGGUACGGCUGGCUAGUGAAUCUACAAAGCAAUGGUGAUGAAAAUGUCUUAUUUACUGAACAAUCCAGAGUUCGGGACAAUUUAAUCACUCCGGACUUGGACUGUAACCGUUUUUCCCUCCUUUUAUACCCCGCUCUUGGCUUAAUGAAUCUUUUAUACUCUCUGACUUGAACACAGUUAAGGAAUGUAUUUAUAUCUUUUGCAUAGAAA
Punica granatum (pomegranate) is the source of this 1981-nucleotide messenger RNA. The record is from RefSeq and is a predicted model, not a curated record. NCBI's taxonomy places the organism in Eukaryota, Viridiplantae, Streptophyta, Magnoliopsida, Myrtales, Lythraceae.